AGUCUCGUGUGGACGCCGAUCAACGAGCAUUCCUCCAAGAAGCGUCCAAUCGAUCGAGAUGAAGUUUUUGAUCCUUGCGGUGCUCGUUGGAGCGGCGAGCGCUGCUCUAACCUUGGAGCAACUCUUCGAUGCCGAGUGGCAGAACUUCAAGGUUCACCACAACAAGAAGUAUGAAGGCUCCACCGUGGAGGCUUUCCGCAAGAAGAUCUUCCUCCAAAACACCCAUCUCAUCGCUCGCCAUAACAUCAAGCACGCCAAGGGAGAGACCACCUACAAGCUCAAGAUGAAUCAAUUCGGAGACAUGCUCCAUCAUGAAUUCGUUUCCACCAUGAACGGUCUCCUCCGCUCGAACAGAACCUACUUCGGCUCGACUUGGAUUGAACCCGAAUCCGUCUCGCUCCCCAAAUCCGUCGACUGGCGGGAGAAGGGCGCCGUCACCCCCGUCAAAAACCAGGGUCACUGCGGGUCGUGCUGGUCGUUCUCGACCACCGGAGCCCUCGAAGGCCAGUUGUUCAGGAAGACCGGCGAGCUUGUUUCACUUUCUGAGCAGAACUUGAUCGACUGCUCGACCUCGUACGGUAACAACGGAUGCGGUGGAGGUCUCAUGGACAACGCGUUCACUUACAUCAAGGAGAACCACGGCAUCGACACCGAGGAGUCUUACCCCUAUGAAGGCAAACAAGGAAAGUGUCGCUACCACAAGGAAGACAGCGCGGGUCGGGACACCGGUUUCGUGGACAUUCCCUCCGGAAAUGAAAGGGCAUUGGCUAAAGCUCUGGCUACGAUUGGUCCGGUCUCGGUCGCCAUCGACGCUUCCCACGAGAGUUUCCAGUUCUACCACGAGGGAGUGUACAACCCCCCUGACUGCGACAGCCACUCACUCGACCACGGUGUUCUGGCCGUGGGUUACGGAACCACCGAUGACGGUCAAGACUACUACAUCAUCAAAAACUCGUGGGGCGAGCGCUGGGGCCAGGAGGGCUACGUCCUGAUGGCCAGGAACAGCAAGAACGAAUGCGGCGUGGCGACUCAAGCUUCUUAUCCUCUCGUUUAGAGGGUUCCGGUCCGGCUGCUCAUAAAUUAGUUCGUUUCCGCGUCGCUCGUGCGCGGCUCGAGGAAAACACGUCUAUUGGAAUCUAAAACUUAACAGUAGAGAAUGAAAGAGAACGGCGGUUUUAUAUUUUCUUAGGAAUAUCACCCGACUUUUUUGUGUCCGAACCAACCAGAAGUACCAUCUGCCUCUACACUGGGGAGAAUCCACAGUGGAUGGAGAAUAAAACUAUGUUCAACUAUUGCAAU
Messenger RNA from Galendromus occidentalis (western predatory mite), 1299 nucleotides. It is a transcript of the gene CtsL1, whose product is annotated as cathepsin L. The transcript has 4 exons. NCBI's taxonomy places the organism in Eukaryota, Metazoa, Arthropoda, Arachnida, Mesostigmata, Phytoseiidae. The coding region runs from base 59 to 1054 and encodes 331 amino acids. The record is from RefSeq and is a predicted model, not a curated record. Gene Ontology annotation, molecular function: cysteine-type peptidase activity. Gene Ontology annotation, biological process: proteolysis.